CAAGCCUUGGAGUGUUGGACUACGCCAGUGAGAAUGCUCGUCUAGUCGAGAAACUGCCAUUCAACCUUGAGACAAAGUGGCGGGACAAGAUUGACUAUUGGAGACAGAUUCGUGGUCAGGAUUCCUUCCCCCCAUUCAGCGAGUUUGUCAAACUUGUGAAGAUUGCAGCAGACAGGGCAAACAUUCCUGAGUUGCAGAGCGUGGUUCGAAGUCAGGACAAACAACGUUCAAAUGCAGGAAGUGCUCCGAAAAAGAACACCAGUGUUUUUGCGACUAGUACCAGUCGAGGUGAACCAACAAGCAGAGUGCAGUUGUCCAGUGACAAGAGUUGUCUCUUCUGCAAUAAGCGUCAUCUCCUGGACGACUGUGAGCGCUUUCUGCGCAAGCCUUUCGCUGAGCGAAAGGAUUUCUUCUUCAAGAAGAGACUGUGCAUGGGCUGUGCACGUUCCAGUGAUCAUCAAGUGAGAGAGUGUAACGACAAAAAAGUUUGUCGGAUCUGCGCUGGUGCCCAUUUGACCUGUCUCCAUCGCAACUUCCAACAGAGACGGCCAGAAGAAACUGCUUCAAGUAACCCCCAGCCAGCAACGGCAAGUAAACAACCAGCUGACAAAGUCCCAACCAAUUCAUCCCCACCCAAAGAAGUCAUUGCUGUGCACCCCAAACGAGAUGAGGGAAUGUCCAACUGUAUCCAAGUGUGUUCCCAACCAGACCAAGAAGGAGAAGGUGACCACUCCAUGAUUAUACCAGUGUUGGUUCGUAGUGAGAGUGAUCCAGCGAGGGAGUUCCUCGAAUAUGCCAUCUUGGACGAACAAUCCAACAGUUGCUUCGUGUCAAAGAGUUUGUGUGAAAGGAUGAACCUGCAGGGACCAGAGACGCAGUUACUACUCAGUACAAUGCAAGAGCAAAAUGUGCAAAUCACCAGCAGUCGCAUAUCCGGGCUUGAAGUGCUUGAUGUCAAUAGAGAGCACACUGUUAAACUUCCAGUCUGCUUCAAGCGGGACAGCGUUCCAGCCAAUAAAUCCCAGAUACCGAAACCUGCGGUUGUGCAUCAAUGGCCCCACCUAAAGUCUCUUGGAGAGAAGCUCAUGCCCUAUGACCCAACCCUGCAAAUAUCUCUUCUCAUCGGGAGCAAUUGUCCCAGAGUAGUUCGACCCAGGGAAAUCAUCGCCGGUGGAGAGGAUGACCCUUACGGCCAGAGGUCACUACUAGGCUGGGGAGUAAUUGGGAACGUUUGCAAGGCUGCACGACAAACCGAUGACCAACCUGCAGUAUGCAACAAAGUGGUUGCUGCUGAACCACAAAGCUACCAACACUUCGUCUAUGGUACGAGGGUGAAAGAAGUCUUAAACCCAGAGAAAGUUCUCAAGGUGUUGGAAUCCGACUUUGUCGAGAAUCAUCAGGGGAAGCCAUACUCAGUAGAAGACGAGAAGUUCCUGAGCGUGAUGGAAAAAGGAAUAAAGAAAGCAUCCGAUGGCCACUACGAAAUGCCACUACCACUGAAGUCUGACGCUGCGACCCUGCCUAACAACCGCCAACUUGCAGUCAAGAGAUGGAAUCAGCUGUCCGCCAGAUUCCGAAAGAAUGUGAAGUUUCGUGAAGACUACAGAGAGUUCAUGAAAGAUGUUAUCCCAAAGUGUGCAGAGAGAGUCCCCCUAGACCAACUGGAAGUUGAUGAGGGAAAGGUAAACUAUGUGCCGCACACCGGAGUCUAUCACCCCAAAAAGCCGGACAAGAUAAGAGUGGUGUUCGACUGUUCAGCCAAAUAUGGAGGCGUUUCACUCAACGACCAUCUCCUUCAAGGUCCUGACUUGACUAAUGGUCUUCUCGGUGUUCUGUGUAGAUUCAGGAAAGAGGAAGUGGCCUUUAUGGUUGACGUGAAGAGCAUGUUCCAUCAGUUCUAUGUAGAAGAGAAGUACCGUGACCUGCUGCGAUUCCUAUGGUGGGAAAAUGGUGAUCCAGAGAAGCCAGUGGUCGAAUACAGAAUGAAAGUUCACGUGUUUGGGGCCGCUAGCUCACCAGGCUGUGCCAACUUCGGGCUGAAGAGAGCAGCAGAUGACGGAGAGGAUGAGUUUGGAGCAGAGGCAGCAAACUUCAUUCGUAAUGAUUUCUACGUAGACGAUGGACUGAAGUCACUACCCACAGUGGAAAGAGCAUCAUUACUGAUCAAAGCCAGUCAGAAUCUGUGUGGAAAAGCUGGGUUGAAACUGCACAAAAUCAUCUCCAACAAAAGAGAGCUGUUGGAAAAAUUCCCAGCAGAAGAGCGAGCCAGUGGUACAAGGGAACUAGAUCUGAAGGUUGAUGUACUACCAAUGGAAAGAGCCCUGGGCGUCACUUGGUGUGUCGAGAGUGACACCUUUCAGUUCCAUAUUGAGUUGAAAGAUAGACCAUUCACAAGACGAGGCAUACUUUCAACUGUAAGUUCGAUCUAUGAUCCAAAUGGCUAUGUGGCUCCAGUAACCCUCAGAGGGAAGAGAAUUUUGCAGCAGAUGUGUCGCGACAAGCUUGAUUGGGACAGUCCAGUGCCAGAGAUGCUACAACCUGAGUGGGAGAAAUGGCGUUCAGAGGUUCUCGGCUUAGAGAAGAUCCAAAUCCAGCGAUGUUUUAAGCCCAAGGAUUUUGGAACUGUGACAGCAGUUGAAUUGCAUCAUUUUUCCGAUGCAAGCCAAGAUGGUUAUGGUCAGUGUUCCUACCUGCGACUAGUCGAUGCGAACAAUAAGGCACAUUGUUCCUUUGUAGUCGGUAAGUCCAGAGUGGCCCCUCUGAAGCUCGUCACCAUCCCCCGGCUAGAACUUGCAGCAGCAACUGUCUCAGCAACUGUGAGUGAAUUCCUGCGACGAGAGCUAUGUUACGAGAUGCUCCACGAAUAUUACUGGACAGACAGCAAGAUUGUUUUGGGAUACAUAAACAAUGAAGCAAGACGAUUCCAUGUCUAUGUUGCUAACAGAGUGCAGCAAAUCAGAAGUCUGACUAACCCAGAGAGAUGGAUGUACGUAGACACCAAAGAAAAUCCUGCUGACGAAGCAUCACGUGGUCUGACAGCAAAGGAACUUAUAGAGAAGUCCUGCUGGUUAUCCGGUCCAGAUUUCUUGCAGAAGGAUGGCCCCUUUCAACCCCAGCCAGCCGUAGUUGCACCACUGAGUGAAUCAGACCCAGAUGUGAAAAAAGUCUCAGCUUUCGUGACAACAGCUGAGAACAACGCACGACAUCAUCACUUCGAAGUGAGCCGACUUGAUUGCUUUUCAUCCUGGAAUAGAGCUUGCAGGGCAGUCGCUCUUUGUCUGAGGUUGAAGACAAAGUUGAGGAACAGAGUAGUGAAGAAACCUUGUGAAGGGAAAGUUUGUUCCACUCCUGCGAAGCAAGCAAUCACUGUGGCAGAACUACAGAAUGGAGAGAUGGAAAUCAUCAAAAAUGUUCAGCAUGAACAUUUCAGUGUCGAGUUACAGGCCCUACAAGAACUUGGUGUAAUCGGGCAAGUCACCGAUGGAAAGACUGCAAGGGUGAGAAAUGACUACCUGAAGAAGACGAGUUGUCUGUACCGGCUAGAUCCCUUUCUAGAUGUCGAUGGCAUCAUCCGAGUGGGUGGCCGUAUUGCCAGAUCUGAUCUUCCAAUUGAAGCUAAGCAUCCAGCCGUUCUCCCUCACAAAGGUCAUGUCACCCAGUUGUUGAUUCGCCAUAUUCAUGAGAAGGUGAAUCACAUGGGCAGAGGAAUGACACACAACGAGCUACGUCAGAGAGGGUACUGGGUAAUUGGUGGUUCAUCAGCUGUGUCCAACUACAUCUCAAGAUGUGUGACCUGCCGCAAACUGCGUGGAUCGCUGCAGCGACAGAAGAUGUCUGACCUACCCGUAGAUCGACUAGAGCCAGCGCCCCCAUUUUCCUAUUGCGCUGUGGACUACUUCGGUCCAUUUUUGGUGAAAGAGCGUAGGAGUCAAGUGAAACGUUAUGGUGUCCUGUUCACAUGUAUGGCGUCUAGAGGUGUUCAUCUAGAGACAGCAAAUUCCUUAACGGCAAGUUCUUUCAUCAAUGCCCUUACAAGAUUCCAGAGCAGGAGAGGACCUGUACGUCAACUGCGUUCAGACCAAGGUACAACAUUCAUCGGUGCUCGGAGUGAGCUGAGAGAAGCGCUAGCUGAGAUGGAGCAGGACAGAGUCCACCAGUACCUGUUAGAGAGCAACUGUGACUGGAUUCCCUUCAAGCUGAACACACCGCAUGCCAGUCACAUGGGAGGCGUGUGGGAGAGACAGAUAGGUACAGUACGCCGUGCACUAGAGGGUCUUCUUCUUAAAACCACGACACAACUGGAUGAUGAAUGUUUCAGGACCUUCAUGACUGAGGUAGAAGGCAUCAUCAAUUCACGACCUCUCACGACAGACUAUCUCUGCUCAUCAGACGCACCAGAGCCAUUGACACCCAAUCAUCUGUUCACCAUGAAACCCAAGGUGGUUCUGCCUCCGCCUGGAAAGUUCCAGAAGGAAGAUGUCUAUGCCCGCAAAUGGUGGAGACGUGUCCAGUACUUGACCAAUGAGUUUUGGGUGAGAUGGAGAAAGGAGUUUCUGCACCAUCUUCAAGAGCGCAAAAAGUGGGUCAAUCCAGUAAGAGAUCUACAAGUAGGUGAUGUCGUGAUCUCCAAGGAAGGUGAGCAGACCAGGAACCAGUGGCCACUGGGACGCGUAGUGGAGACCUACCCGAGCAAUGACGGAAGAGUCAGGUCAGUGAAGCUCUUGAUGGCCGAUGGCACACGAGACAACCUUGGCAGACGGCAACACUCUCCAUCACUCCUUGACAGACCAGUACACAAGCUUGUCCUGUUGGUACCCGCAGAGAAGCCUGAAGCUCAAGAGACCAGAGAAGUCCCCGCCGAAGAGCCAAACUGAAGAUCCUGCCAGAAGAGACCCACUGCUGACGACAAUCUAUUUAGUUUAUGAACUUUACAUUUUAACUGUUCUUGUUACUCAUUAGUAGGUAGAUACCAAUUUAACGAGCCAACACUAGUCUGCAUCUGAGGAGCAGUGCGUACGAGACAAGAUGACCACCAAGAUGAAGGAACAUUUUCAUGGACAUUAAUCUUUGAAGUUCAGGUUUGAUUAGUUUGUUAAAUGCGAGAUGCAGUUAGAGGAGCCAUGUCACUGCAGCAGCUGUGCAGUGAGUUUGUCUUAAGUUUAUUAAUUUUCUUAACAAGUUUUUCAUAGUUUAAAUUUAGAAUUCCAUUUUUAGAGUAUUACUUCAUAUUUAGUGAAAGAGCCUACAGUUAACUUUCACCUCAUAAAAGUGAAAGAGCCUACUUAUGUGCUACAUUAAGUAGCCUCCUUCCCACCACCAGAGUGACCUUGUGCACUUCCUGUGUGCAUACAGAGACCUUGUGUGGGUACAAGUACCACAUAAUCUUGCCACAUAAACAAUAGGCAGCCAUAUUUACUGACCAUGUGAUUUCAGAGACAAGUGUUUUCAUACUCAUUGCGAUUUAGUUCUUCAAGUUUCAUCAGUUUAUUCACCCUUUGUGGACCUUGAAAGACCCCAUUUUGAUUGUUAUCUCAAUCUCAAUCUACUCAAUCUACUAUCAGCAAUCACCACCAUGUUGUCAAGUGGCUUCAUUGUGUUUUGUGUGUGGUUCCUGGAUUGAUUGUGAAUACCAGUCACUUGGGAGUCCUUUUCUCAUAAGUUUGAGAACUAUAGUCCGAAACUCCUCUGGGCACAAGUGAGCCCCGAGGCAGCCACA
Patiria miniata (bat star) is the source of this 5716-nucleotide messenger RNA. RefSeq lists its product as uncharacterized. The record is from RefSeq and is a predicted model, not a curated record. The transcript is spliced from 2 exons. Gene Ontology annotation, molecular function: nucleic acid binding. Gene Ontology annotation, biological process: DNA integration. Lineage: Eukaryota; Metazoa; Echinodermata; Asteroidea; Valvatida; Asterinidae. The coding region runs from base 432 to 4874 and encodes 1480 amino acids.